Molecule: messenger RNA, 2884 nt
Organism: Bolinopsis microptera
Lineage: Eukaryota; Metazoa; Ctenophora; Tentaculata; Lobata; Bolinopsidae
Exons: 11
Coding region: 45-1547 (500 amino acids)
Molecular function (GO): protein binding
Source: RefSeq, a predicted model, not a curated record
CUUUCAACACUACUAUAUAACAAAUAAUUUGAGUUGCAGCCACCAUGACCCAAGUCAUGUUCCACGUCCUUUUAUUCCUCUCUGCAUUUGCCUGUUUUUAUAGUAAUGACAUCGUGCUAACCGUGAGCCCAUCAAUGGAUGAUGGACCCAUCGUCUGGAAACAAACUGUGACCAUUUCUUGCAACUGGACACCCGGAAACCGAAUGUAUGGAGACAUGGUUGUGGGAGAAACAUCUGAAUCCCUAUAUAGCGAUGGACAGUACGGAGAAAUUGUUUCCCUCGAAGAUCCGGAACAAAGAAUUUACUUCGUUUCUGAUGACGAUAUUGGCGAAGGUACCCUCGUCAUUAAAGAUGUUACUAGCGCUGAUGCAAGGCAAUUCGGAUGUAUGGUCUCUCGUAAAGGAAAUUCUAACAACAUCAAUCUUGAAAUCAUUGAACCCCCCAUGGCUGGAGUAGUCAACUUUGUUGCUGUCCCUGAAUUUACCACCGUUGAUCUUACUUGGGAUGUUGUAGAAGGAGCCUCUAGCUACAAUGUAGGAUGGCAAGCAGUUGGUGCUGCCGACUGGACCACGGUCGAUGUUGCAACCAACUCUCACCGAUUUGAAGGUCUAUCUGUUGCCUCCAACUUUGUGGCCAAGGUAGAUGCUUCCAACGCUGCCGGAAUUAGAGAGGGAAUUGAGCCUGCUGAGACUUCCUUUACCACAAAGGAUAACCGACCUCCACACCCCGUCGGAGGACUGGCUGUCGGAGCUUCUGACUACAAUCAGACUUCCAUCACCAUCUCAUGGGACUUGGCUGACAAUGAAGCAGAAGAGCGAAUAGUCCUUGGAAUCUUCGCCACCGUUGUUAAAGAAGGCGCCGACGACGCUAGUCCUGAAGCUAGUCCUGCACCCCAAGAACUUGGAGGUGACGUCACAACCGCUACAUUCGAUCUUGGAGGACCUGGAACGUACAUCUUCUCAGUCCAAACCACUAACGACUUCAGCGAGGGAGUUGUCACCACUCAAACUGUGACUCACGAAGUGAAAGAGACCACUGAAGCACCCACUGUACCAGCAACCACCACUCCAAAACCCACCACCAAAAAAAUAACAACCCCUAAAAUCACCACCCCCAAGCCAAUCACCGUCGCAGUCACCGAACCACAGGAACCAAAGAACAUGGACUGCGGACCUAUCCAGAACUUGGAACCUCUUCCCGGAAAGCCUCUUCAACUCAGUUGCAUCGUUCCUGAGGAUGUUAACUACGAAGCUGAAGCGAUCACCUGGUCCUACAAGGUCGGAGAUGAGGGUCAGACGUUAGACCAAGAAGCGCUUAUUAUCUCUGGAGUGAAUAUCGUGGCCAACAACACCUUGAAAUCCAGUACCCUCAACAUCGGUGAAAUCAUCGAAACUCAGGCGGGUACUUACAAGUGCAGUAUAGAGAGUAGUCCACAUUCGUCAGAGUGCGAGUACAUAGUCGCAGUGACCCGUACCGGCAGCGGAGCCCUCCAAACUUCCGUCUCCACCGCCGUAUCACUCGUUAUCGUCCUCCUAGCUUUCUUUUAGGGUAUCUACAGGUGCCACCUUGACGGUGAAAAAUGCACCUAUGUAGUAGAAAUGCAAGGCGCAGCAGUUGGAAGCUCUAUGCAGACGAUCGCUUCAGGGACCCUAAUCCUUGCUGCAUUCAUACUCACACUCCUUCACUAAGAGAACUGUAAAGUAGGAUUAUUAACUGUUCUCAGUCCUAUGAUGACGACAUGUAUUUCGUCUCUACAAUUGCUCUCUGUUUCAAAAUAUAAGCAGCUAAGUCACUCCGGCGGCUUGGAGGUUGCUUCAGGCCCUACGUCAUUAUAUCUCAAUCUAGCUUUAAACUCGAAACUUUGUGUUGAUAUAUAUGGAGCAUGAUAUGUCGCCCUGCAAAAAAUAGUUGAAAAUGUGUUUUACCCCGUCGAAAAAAGAGAACAAUCCCCCUUAUUUUGAUGGAAGAACUGUUAGAUAUUAUCAUUUUCUUAAAUUGUUUGAGGUGCUGCAACUCUUAUUAAGAAUUAAUUUACUGUGCUGUUGUUUUAGUAAUUUCUAGGAGUGUGCUUUACGUUUAUUAUGUAUUAAGGGCAUGGGUAAACAUUUGUAUGGGUUGGAGGAAAAUAAGAGGCUUCAUUAAAAGUGUGAAUUUUGGCGUCUCUGGUUACGUGAUACGAAACUUUCCUCGUGUUUUUAUUAGAGUUAUCAUGAUUAGAGAUGUAGCUUUGAUAUUUAAUACAACUAGAGAAAUACUAUUUUUUAACUUCUUUUAAAAUUUGUUAAUUUAUUUAUCUUCGAGCGAUGAUCCAUUCGUGUAAUUUUAUAAGACCUUCGAUCGUGUAUUUACAGGUAUGGAUUCUAUAGUACACAGGUUGCCGAGUGAGAUAUUAACCAGCUUUUCUUCAAAAUUUAAAUUUUUACCCUGAAAAACGAAAUUACCAUAUUUUAUCUGCAACAUCCAUCACUACUCCUAUAUUGUAUCCAGCUUGACAGUGAAUAGUAAGGCACGAACUUUAAUGGGGCAGUCUCCGUGAAUUUUGAGUUUAUGUUUUACGUGCAUACUGAAAUUAUUAAUUUACUUUUGAUACCAUGAUAAUAAUGAUAUUAUAUGUAUGUUUAUUUUUUGAACUUUUCGUAUUGUAAAAGCUUGCCAUGCUGGUAUCUAGGUAUAAAUUUACCAUGAUUUUAUCCACUUGAAUGGUCCGUAGCUGAAUUGAUAUAUGCCGGCUAAUCGUUGGCUUAGUAUUGAUUUCAUUAGGUGGGCUAAUUGCAACAAUUUGAGGGUUAUGGUUAUGUUCGUCAUUACUUUUGUAGAACGUUAUAUAGGCAAUUAUGUUAAUAUAAUAACUAUUUUGGUACAUGAUGGAACAUUUUAAGUUUAA